Molecule: messenger RNA, 960 nt
Organism: Uloborus diversus
Lineage: Eukaryota; Metazoa; Arthropoda; Arachnida; Araneae; Uloboridae
Product: 26S proteasome non-ATPase regulatory subunit 10-like
Exons: 1
Coding region: 1-960 (319 amino acids)
Molecular function (GO): protein binding
Source: RefSeq, a predicted model, not a curated record
AUGAGAGGAGACACGAAGGAGAUUAGGGCGCUGCUGGACGGAGGAUUCGACACGAGGGCGAGGGAUCUGUAUGGAGAGACGCCCCUCCACCUGGCUCUGUCGUGUGGGAAGGAGGCCGCGGCAGAGCUGCUGCUGGACGCGGACUGCAUCACGGAUAUCGUGGAUAACGACUGGUGUACCCCUCUGCAUGUCGCUGCACAGAGGGGGUUCGUGAAUGUCGUCCGUAUUCUGCUCGCUGGAGGGGCGGACGCAAGUGCGAAGGACGGAACUGAACGGACGCCCUUCCAUCACGCCGUGUACCAGGGGAAGGAGGCCGCGGCGGAGGUGCUGCUGGGGGCCACCCCCGAAUGCGACGGGCCGGACAUUGAUGGCUGCACCCCCUUGCACUAUGCUGCGGAAGGAGGUCUCUCACGGGUAGCGAGAGCCUUGGUGUCAAGGGGUGCGCGUUUGGAGCCUGAAGAUGCACAAGGACGUUGUCCCCUGUACUAUGCCCUGUGGUGUGGACAAGAAGGAGUGGCGAGGGUGCUCCUGGCAACGUACGCCUGGAGUGACAUCGCAAUUCGUUGGAAGGAGAUGGGGCUCUCGAAGGAUGACGAGGAGUGCGGCCUCCGGCUGCUCUCCGAGUGCGAGGCCGAGAUGAGGAAGGCCCUGGUGGAGGGGUCCCGUCUCUCCCUCCGCGACCUCGCCCGCCGACACCCCUCCCGCCUGGCCCGGCGCCUCUCCGAUGAGGCGAUCCGGUGGCUCUCGGACCGGGACCUCCUUGCGCGGGAUUUUCCGCUCUUCGGCGACCUCCUCCUCGUCCGGCUGGGAGAGGUCCGGGAGCGGAGGGCCCUGGAGGACCGCUUCCUGCGCUGCUUCCCCCUCCUCUGCCGGCCCCUGCCCCCCACCUGCACCGACGUCCUCCUCGCUUGCCUGGCGGACGACGACCUGAGGCGCUUCGCCCGGGCCGCGGAGCUCUAG